This is a messenger RNA of Pseudophryne corroboree (corroboree frog), 4480 nucleotides long. It is a transcript of the gene KCNH3, whose product is annotated as potassium voltage-gated channel subfamily H member 3. The coding region runs from base 306 to 3293 and encodes 995 amino acids. Gene Ontology annotation, biological process: regulation of membrane potential; potassium ion transmembrane transport. NCBI's taxonomy places the organism in Eukaryota, Metazoa, Chordata, Amphibia, Anura, Myobatrachidae. The transcript has 16 exons. Gene Ontology annotation, molecular function: voltage-gated potassium channel activity. Gene Ontology annotation, cellular component: plasma membrane. The record is from RefSeq and is a predicted model, not a curated record.
UUAAGAAGAAGAGCGGGUGUGUCGCGAGUAGCUAUGGAAACUUAACGCUGAGGAAACAGGCAUCUCUGUUCCAAGCAGUUUAGAAGAAGCUGUAAAGCUGACAGGCGACCUGGGAGAAAGGAGAUGAGGUUUUUGGAUGCUGAAGUUCAGGUGGGACAGGGUAGCAGUAACUCUGCGAGAAGAACUGUCUGAUUAUUGUCACAGGUGUCUCCUGCUGUUAUACAUCUGCUUCGGGACCACUGGGAAAUGAUGGACAUCAGGUGAGAAGAUCCUGAGAUUGUGCAGCGGGAACAGGGAAAAGUAGCAUGAUGCCAGCAAUGAGGGGACUGCUUGCUCCACAGAACACCUUCCUAGAUACCAUAGCGACUAGGUUUGAUGGAACACACAGCAACUUUGUCCUUGGCAAUGCCCAGCUGCCUCACUCUUACCCUGUGGUGUAUUGCUCAGAUGGGUUUUGUGAGCUCACUGGCUUUACCCGUGCAGAGGUCAUGCAGAGGUCGUGCACUUGCACCUUUUUGUAUGGUGCUGACACCGGGGAGCAGAUCCAACAGUGUAUCCAGAAAGCACUGAAUGAUAAACAAGAGCUUAAGGCUGAAUUACUGCUUUACAGGAAAAAUGGCUCACAAUUCUGGUGCUUGUUGGAUGUUGUUCCCAUCAAAAAUGAGAAAGGGGAGGUGGUUCUGUUUCUAGUCUCAUAUAAAGACAUCACAGAUGCAAAGUCCCGGGCUGGAACAGAGAGCUGGAAAGAGACAGGUUCAAGGAGGGGAGAGCGACAUACUCGUGCUACAGGAAAAGGUUUUAACGCCAAUCGUAGGCGAAGCCGUGCUGUGCUUUACCACCUCUCAGGCCAUCUACAGAGACCAAAUAAGGCCAAAGCUAAACUUGGAAAGGGUGUUUUUGGCGAGAUGCCCCGGGUUCCGGAAUAUAAAGUUGUCUCUAUGCGUAAAUCUCCUUUCAUACUCCUGCAUUAUGGCCAUUUUAAGGCCUGCUGGGACUGUCUGAUCCUUCUUGCCACCCUCUAUGUAGCAGUAACCGUCCCUUACAGUGUCUGCUUAAGUGCCGGGAAAGAGGAAGUUACCCAAAGCCCACGCAGCCCACCCAGUGCGUGUGAUCUUGCUGUGGAAAUCCUCUUCAUACUAGAUAUCAUUUUGAAUUUUCGUACAACAUUUGUUAGUCAGUCUGGACAGGUGGUAUUCUCUUCACGUCUCAUCGUCCUCCAUUACAUCAGGACAUGGUUCCUGUUGGAUCUUCUGGCUGCCCUCCCUGUGGAUCUGCUGUACAGCUUUAAAGUUAAUAUAUAUUUUGCAGCUCACCUUCUAAAGACUGUACGCCUACUGCGUCUGCUGCGCCUCCUCCCACGAUUGGACUGGUAUUCCCAGUACAGUGCGGUCGUCCUCAGCUUCCUGAUGGUCGUCUUUGCUCUCCUAGCGCACUGGGUUGCCUGUAUCUGGUAUUUCAUUGGUCAGCGAGAAAUUGAAAGUAGUCAGUCAGAAGUGCCAGAGAUUGGUUGGCUUCAAGAGUUGGCACGGCGUUUGGAAACACCUUAUUACAUAGGAAGAAAAAACAUCACCCAACACUUGACCACUCAGAACAAUUACAGUGAGGAUACCGCCAAUGAGACAAGCCUGGUGUUACUAGGAGGACCCUCCCCCAGAAGCUCCUAUAUCACUUCCUUGUACUUUGCACUCAGCAGUCUGACCAGUGUUGGCUUUGGGAAUGUAUCGGCUAACACAGACACAGAAAAGAUCUUCUCCAUCUGUAUCAUGCUAAUUGGAGCAUUGAUGCACGCUCUGGUGUUUGGAAAUGUGACAGCAAUUAUACAGCGCCUGUAUGCAAGAAGAUUCCUAUAUCACAGCCGCACUCGGGAUCUACGGGAUUACAUCCGUAUCCAUGGGAUCCCCAAGCCUCUAAAACAGCGUAUGUUAGAGUAUGUCCAGACUACGUGGGCAGUGAACAAUGGUAUUGAUACCAAUGAGCUGUUACACAGUCUUCCAGAUGAACUACGGGCAGACAUUGCUAUGCACCUCAACAAGGAGCUGCUGCAAAUGCCUCUGUUCACCCUAGCAAGCCGUGGCUGCCUGCGCUCUCUGUCCCUGAACAUCAGACCAUCAUUCUGUACGCCUGGGGAGUAUCUUAUUCGACAGGGGGAUGCGCUGGAAGCCCUAUACUGUGUGUGCUCAGGAUCCAUGGAAGUUCUCAAGGAUGGAGUCGUGUUAGCCAUACUAGGAAAAGGUGACCUGAUUGGCUGUGAGGUCUCUUUUGAGGACACUGUGAUUAAAACAAAUGCGGACGUCAAAGGCCUGACAUACUGUGACCUACAGGGCAUCAGUCUGAAGGGACUACGUGACACACUGUCACUUUACCCAGAAUAUGCACAUAAAUUCACAAGUCAAAUCACACAGCAGCUCAGUUACAACUUGGGAGACAGCAGAUGUGAGCCUGAGCCUCUUGGGAAAGAAGAUCCAUCAGAUCACCUCUCCCCAAAUAUAAAUGCCUCUUUACUUACUCCAAAGACAUCUCCACGUCUGCACCUCUCCCCAUCUCGGUUUUCCAACUACAGUCCUCAAACAAGGUCGAGGGAAGUGACGCCCAAGCACACACCUCAGAGGGUACGCACUGCUGACCAACAGAUACCCCUGCCCUGCACCAGACCAGCAGAUCUAAGCCCUAGGGUUGUAGAUGGCAUAGAAGAAACAACUGGUUUAGCCCAGCAGAAGUUCACAUUUUCCAACUGCAGUACACUUCCAAAUGCUCCAGAUCAUAUGCUUCUGACAUCAGAGCCAAGAGCUACUGAAAGCAUGGACCGCCUCAGUCAGGCGGUGUCUGAUCUAUCGUGCCAAGUGCAGGAGCUGCGGGAAGGCCUGCAGUCACUCAGCCAUGCGGUUCAGUUAUCCCUUAUGCCGUGCAGCCCCUCAUCCUGCUGCCAUGGCGACUUCCAUACACACUGUGGGAGCAGUGUAAACUCUCCAGGGGAGGCAACAAGUACAUGUUCCUCAAUCUUUCAUCCUCCAAGAGUAGAAAAAGCUUCUCAGGUCUGCUACAUACACAAUGCCUCCCCAGCCUGCUCUGACGGACAUUUGUCUUGGCUGUGGGCUCCCCCUACUCCUCUCUGGCUGCAUUGCACAGGAUUUGAACAAAGAGACUUCAGCCAGCCCGGUUCUUCCACAACUCCUACAGAAGAGAAUCCUAGUACUACGGACGCUCACUCUGUAGAAAUGCACUUUAUCCUUCCACACAGAGGAAGCAACACAGAGCCAGAAUGCUGGUCAGGAGUGGAAGGAACGGGGGUGUAAACAUGCAGCAGAUCAGUAUUAGACUGUCAGUAAGGAACAAGGGUGGUGAUUCCGAGUUGUUCGCUCGCUAGCAGUUUUUAGGAGCCGUGCAAACGCUAUGCCACCUCCCACUGGGAGUGUAUUUUAGCUUAGCAGAAGUGCGAACGAAAGGAACGCAGAUCGGCGGCAAAGUAUUUUUGUGCAGUUUUAGAGUAGCUCAAUACCUACUCUGCACUUGCGAUGACUUCAGACUGUUCAGUUCCUGUUUUGAAGUCACAAACACGCCCUGCACUCGCCUAGCCACGCCUGCGUUUUUCCUGGCACGCCUGCGUUUUUUCGAACACUCCCUGAAAACGGUCAGUUGACACCCAGAAACGCCCACUUCAUGCCAAUCACUCUGCGGCAAGCAGUGCGACUGAAAAGCUUCGCUAGACCCUGUGUGAAACUACAUUGUUCGUUGUAUUAGUACGUCGCGUGUGCGCAUUGCGCCGCAUACGCAUGCGCAGAAGUGCCAUUUUCUUUCUUCAUCCCUGCACAGCGAACGAAUGCAGCUAGCGAUCAACUCGGAAUGACCACCAAGGUUGUUUGUCUAAGGCAGUGGUUCUCAAACUCGGUCCUCAGGACCCCACACAGUGCAUGUUUUGCAGGUAACCCAGCAGGUGCACAGGUGUAUUAAUUACUCACUGACACAUUUUAAAAGGUCCACAGGUGGAGCUAAUUAUUUCACUUGUGAUUGUGAGGAGACCUGCAAAACAUGCACUGUGUGGGGUCCUGAGGACUGAGUUUGAAAACCUGUGGUCUUAAGGCAGUGUUUCCCAACCUCAGUCCUCAAGGCACACUAACAGUCCUGGUUUUAGUGAUAUCCAGGCUUGAACACAGGUGACUUAAUUAGUACCUCAGUUAUUUUGAUUUAACCAUCUGUGCUGAAGCCUGGAUAUCACUAAAACCUGCACUGUUGGGGUGCCUUGAGGACCGUGGUUGGGAAUGCCUGUCUUAAGGCAUAGGUCUGCAAACUCGAUCCUCAUUACCCCACACAGUGCAUGUUUUGCAGGUAACCCAGCAGGUGCACAGGUGUAUUAAUUACUCACAGACUCAUUUUAAAAGUUCCGCAGGUGGAGUUAAUUAUUUCACUUGUGAUUAUGUGAGGAGACCUGCAAAACAUGCACUGUGUGGGGUAAUGAGGACCAAGUUUGCAGACCUAUGGUCUA